This is a messenger RNA of Temnothorax curvispinosus, 2077 nucleotides long. Its product is annotated as serine/threonine-protein kinase VRK1-like. Gene Ontology annotation, biological process: signal transduction; peptidyl-serine phosphorylation. The transcript is spliced from 8 exons. Gene Ontology annotation, molecular function: protein serine/threonine kinase activity; ATP binding. Gene Ontology annotation, cellular component: cytoplasm; nucleus. Bases 372 to 1997 code for a protein of 541 amino acids. The record is from RefSeq and is a predicted model, not a curated record. NCBI's taxonomy places the organism in Eukaryota, Metazoa, Arthropoda, Insecta, Hymenoptera, Formicidae.
UCUCUCUGGUUUUGCGAACUGUGAUAGUAGAUAGUAGUGUGACCUGUGACCUCACAGUUCCCGCGCGCGUUGAAGUAAAUUCCCCUCCCAUCCCGUAAUUAUUGCGCGCGUAGCUACUUCAGCGCUCGUCGGUUGGCCGUCCGCCGAGUCGCGAGUGUUUGAAUUCAUUGGCGACUUCAGGCAGUUGCCUGUCCAGCCUGUCGUCACAUGUUCGUAACGGAAGCCUCGCAUUUACUCGCAUUGUUAUUCAUAUUGGCGCGUAAUCGUUUAUUCGUUUCUCGCAUACGUUAUUCACGAUCUGUCGAUCGGUUCUGUUACGUGACGCGUCCAGUGAGCUGAUCUUUGAUUUCCUCGGACAAUCCGACGACGUGAUGGCAGCGAAAGCAGCAAAGAAAGCACCGAGGAAGAAAGGAGGUUAUCAAAUGCCCGAGCCGAUACCGGCCGGAGAGAUUCUCAGGGACAUAGCGAAGGGCCAGUGGAUCCUCGGCAAGUCGAUCGGCGUCGGCGGUUUCGGGGAGGUUUACUCUGCUGCGCCAUAUUCUGAAAAAAUUCCUAAAGAUUAUCCUAAUGUUAUAAAAAUUGAGCCACAUGGAAAUGGCCCGUUAUUUGUAGAAAUGCAUUUUUAUAUGAGAAACUGUAAGUCAGAUGAAAUUGUUAGCUGGCAGAAAAAAAAGAAACUUGCUGCGCUCGGAAUCCCUAGAUAUGUUGCUUCUGGAAGUCAUGAAUAUAAAAAUACAAAAUAUCGAUUUCUAGUAAUAGAUCGAUACGGAAAAGAUUUAUGGAAAAUAUUUGAGGAAAAUAACAAACAGUUUCCAGAACACGUAGUAUAUAAACUGGCUUUGCAAAUAAUAGAUAUAUUGGAAUAUAUUCAUCACAAGAACUAUGUACAUGCUGAUAUCAAAGGUGAAAAUUUGCUACUGGAUCUGCAUUCCUACGAUCAAGUCUAUUUAGUUGACUUUGGUUUAGCUUCUCGUUGUACAUCGAGCACUGAAUUAAAAGUUGACCCAAAGAAGGCACAUAAUGGUACUUUACAAUACACAAGCAGAGAUGCUCAUAUGGGAGUUCCAACACGUCGUGGAGAUAUUGAAAUUUUAAGUUACAACAUAAUUAUGUGGUUAUGUGGUUCGCUGCCAUGGGGAAAGUUACUUGAACCAGUUACCGUUCAAAAAGAGAAGGAAAAGGCUUUUAAUAACAUAGACAGUUUCUUGGCCAAGUGUUUUCAUGGAUCUGUUCCACAAGCUGUACAUAAAUUUAUGACUUUAUUAGCCAGUAUAAAAUUUAAUGAAACACCGUCUUAUGAAAAAUUGAAAGAAAUAUUAAUAGCUGGCAUAAAGAAACUGAAUCAUAAACCAGAUGGGAAAUUAAAAUUGAACAACAUUAGCGUGGCAACUCAACAAGCUACCUCUAAAUAUACUCCACAGAAAAUUAAAAAACCCGUAAAUGGAAUCAGAAAGAGUCCUCGUACGAAAUGUUUAGAUGUUCCAAGUGCAAACAUUCCUAUGGCAAACUCAAGAAAAAGUACUAUAGGUGUUGUAAUUGACAAAAAACGUUGUAAUAUAAAGGAUAUUGAGAAAGCAUUAGAUGAUAUGGAGUCUGAUGGUGAAUAUGAUAUACAAAUUCUUAAAAAAGCGAAAAAAGAAUCUACUGAAAAAGCGAGUCAGAUAACGAAGAAUACAGCUUCAUCACGUCGAAAAAAGAUUUUAAUCGAUUCAAUCAAAGAUGACUCUGAAGAUGAUUCUGAAGAUGAUUCUAAUAUAGAGCCGUCACCAAAACGUCCAAAUAAGACACAACGGAAAAAGCCGGUUACAAAUAAAACAAGACGAAAGAUCAUGUCUUCGAAUGAUUCAGAAACUUCUGAGCCUGAGAUUGUAUCAAAAGGAACAAAAUCAAGACCUGCUGCGACUGCUAGUAGGAGUAAGGUAACCAAUAGGAUGAAAUCCAAUAAAAGAAUACCUAAAAGUGAAACUCAUUCAGAUGAAGAUAUGUUUGACAUGUAGUUUCACGAAGAAUAAAAUAACAAAGUAAAAUUAUAUAUGGUAUUUUUACUGAAAAUGAAAUCAUAUAACUUGCAUUUAUA